AUGGCUCGCAGGUUCAAGCUGUUCAGGUAUGCCGCGAAGUACGUGCACUCCUUGAACACUUCCGUUCCUGCGGAUCCGUGGGAGGCGGCCAUUUACCUUGGUAAGAGGAGGGAGGCCAAGCUGCUUCUCGUGAGAGACGAGGAGGACGUCUCGCACCUAGAUGAGUGCCACAUGCCCACGAGCUUGGUCCGUUCGCUGAUGGCGGAGAUCCGUAUCUGGAUGAGCGUGAUAUGA
Miscanthus lutarioriparius is the source of this 234-nucleotide messenger RNA. The record is from the annotation of a GenBank genome assembly. NCBI's taxonomy places the organism in Eukaryota, Viridiplantae, Streptophyta, Magnoliopsida, Poales, Poaceae.